AUGCACUCGACUCGCCUGAUUCGUAACGUGGUGAGGUCUGUGAGGACGGGAGCAGGCCGCAUAAGGACAUUGGGAUCGGCCGGAGCUAUUCGUACCAACUCCAGCUUCACCCGCCCUCCUGCACCUCCUGCGAAUGUCCCUCGACCCUCUGUCAAACCGGUCGGCGAGAUCCGUCCUGACCCGCCGAAGCCUCAGCCGGCUCCUGCGGCCACUCAGACGACCUCCACCGCCCCAGAUCGACCAGCUCCGACGGAACUGCUGACGGUUCUGCAGGAGACGAUCAAGACACACGGCCCUCUCCCGGUAUCGCGUUACAUGACGCUCUGCCUGAACCACCCAACUCUCGGCUACUACACCACUCGAAAGGUCUUCGGCAAGGAGGGAGAUUUCGUCACGUCGCCCGAGAUCUCGCAGGUGUUCGGCGAGCUCUUGGGCAUUUGGUUCGUCACACAGUGGCUCGCUCAGGGUGCGCCUCAGAGCGUUCGCAUCAUCGAGCUGGGCCCGGGUCGAGGAACGCUGCUAGCCGACGUCCUGCGAACAUUCCGCUCUCUCCCACCCAACUCUCGUCCACCCAUUACCUCCAUUCACCUCGUUGAAGCAAGCGAGCAACUCCAGCGUGUGCAGAAGCAGAAGUUGGCAGAGGCGGGCUUUGGAGAGACGGAGACGAGGUGGUAUGGCGAUGUUAAGGAGAUGCCCGAGUCGGAGGACGAGUUCACGGUACUCAUCGCACACGAGUUCUUCGAUGCGCUGCCUAUCCACAUCUUUGAGAACACCCAAAACGGCUGGCGGGAAGUGCUCAUCGACAUUUCCGACCCGAAAGCGAUUGCCGCCAACCCCGCCAAAGCCGAACCUCUCCGCCUCGUCCUCGCGCCAAACGCCACUCCCGCUUCCGCUCUUUACACCUCCCUCGCACAAGCAAUUUACCCUUCCGCACAACGCCAGCCCGACCUCGCUUCCGCCGCGCCUGCAACCAAGUCUCCCCUGCUGAACGUCGACACGACUCUCGGCGCUUCCUCUGCUCCUCAUACCACACCCGCCGGCAAAGAAGGCUCCCUCAUCGCGCAACGCUUCGCCCGUCUCCCAAUCGGCUCGAGACUGGAAGUCAGCCCGUCUAGCUGGGAGAUUGCGAGGGAUCUGGCGAGGGUUGUGGCGGGACCGGAGGGCGGGAGAGGAGGUGCGGGACUGGUGGUGGAUUAUGGAGAUGCGAAGGCGUUUGGCAGGAGCUGGAGGGGAUUCCGGAAACACCAAGUUGUCGACCCGCUCACCGAGCCGGGCCAUACCGACUUGACCGCGAACGUCGACUUUGCCUACCUUUCCGAAGCAAUGUCCGAGUUCGCUGAGACCCCCGGCCCGCUCUCCCAGCGCACCUUCCUCAGCGCCCUCGGCCUCGAGCCUCGCCUCGCCUCCCUCCUUCGCAACGCAACCUCCGAAGAACGACGAAACGAGAUUGCGAGCGCAGCAAAGCGAUUGGUCGACAAGGCGGGAAUGGGCGAGCAGUACAAGUUCCUUGCGGUUGUCCCGAAGGGGAAGACGCAGGCUGAGGGGGUGUAUCCGUUUGAUGUCAAGUAG
This is a messenger RNA of Rhodotorula toruloides NP11, 1569 nucleotides long. Its product is annotated as DUF185 family protein. Gene Ontology annotation, biological process: mitochondrial respiratory chain complex I assembly. The coding region runs from base 1 to 1569 and encodes 522 amino acids. The transcript has 9 exons. NCBI's taxonomy places the organism in Eukaryota, Fungi, Basidiomycota, Microbotryomycetes, Sporidiobolales, Sporidiobolaceae. Gene Ontology annotation, molecular function: protein-arginine omega-N symmetric methyltransferase activity. Gene Ontology annotation, cellular component: mitochondrion. The record is from RefSeq and is a predicted model, not a curated record.